This is a messenger RNA of Closterium sp. NIES-65, 5868 nucleotides long. The record is from the annotation of a GenBank genome assembly. Lineage: Eukaryota; Viridiplantae; Streptophyta; Zygnematophyceae; Desmidiales; Closteriaceae.
AUGGGGUGCAUAGGCAAGGUACCGGUGAUGACGCGGCGAUGGCUGCAUGGGAGGCACACCGCCGGCGACUGCAGGAGUCUCAUGAUAGGCGGCGGAGGGCCUUGGGAAAAUCCUUUGGCACGCCCAGCCCUCACAGCUCCGCGCGGGCCUCGCCUGGCCCAAAGGCAGGAACAAAGACGGAGAGCUCGGGCGGAAGUGCAGCAAUGGAGUCCAGCGGGGACCCAGCCCUCGAGGCAGGAGGGGGGGGGGCAGCAGAACUGGCUGUUGGGGGAGGCCCAGAAGCCACAAGCAAGGGAGCAGCAAGUGCGGCCGGCGGGACGGCAGCAGGAGCUGCCGGCGAGAGGGGAGCAGCACCUGCUGGCGAGAGGGGAGCAGGAGCUGCCGGCGAGAGGGGAGCAGGAGCUGCCGGCGAGAGGGCAGCAAGAGCCGCAGGCAAGAGGGCGGCAGGCGCGGUCGGCAGGCGAGCAGCAGGUACUGCCGAAGGGAGAGCAGCAGGAGCGGCCGGCGGGAGGGCAGCUGGAGCUGAUGGCGGGGGGGGCAGCAGGAGCUGCAGGCAGGAGGGCAGCGGGAGGUGCCAGCGGGAGGGCAGCAGGAGGUGCCAGCGGGAGGGCAGCAGGAGGUGCCAGCGGGAGGGCAGCAGGAGGCGCCAGCAAGAGGGCAGCAAGAGGUGCCGGCGAUGAGGGCAGCAGGAGGUGCCGGCGAGAGGGCAGCAGGAGGCUGGCCACAGGCAGGAGGGCAGCAGGGGCCGCCCGGGGAGGAGAGCAGCUUGAGCUGCCAAGGGAAGAGCAGCAGAAGCCGCCGGGGGUGGGGCAGCUGCCGGCAAGGGAGCAGCAAGCGGUGGAUGUGGAGAUGGCCGAGCUACUGCCAGAGGUGCAGCAGGACCAAUCAGGGAACCAGGUCCGGCUGCAGGCAGGAGGGCAGCAGGAGCUGCCGGGGGAGGAGCGGCAGGAGCUGCCAACAGGAGGGCAGCUGGGGCGGCGUCGGGGGAGGGCAGCAGGAGCUGUCGGAGGGGGAGCGGCGGGAGCUGCCGGCGCGGGGGCAGCUGGAGGAGAGCAGCAGCCAGGGGGGCAGCCGGGGGUGCCCGGGGCACCCCAGGGAGUGCAGCAGGCAGGGGGGCAGCCGUGGGUGCCCGGGGCACCCCAGGGAGUGCUGCAGGCAGGGGGGCAGCCGAGGGUGCCCGGAGCACCCCAGGGAGUGCAGCAGGCAGGGGGGCAGCCGGGGGUGCCCGGGGCACCCCAGAGUGCAGCAGGCAGGGGGGCAGCCGGGGGUGCCCGGGGCUCCCCAGGGAGUGCAGCAGGCAGGAGGGCAGCUGAGAGUGCCCGGGGCACCCCAGGGAGCGCAGCAGGCAGGAGGGCAGCCGAGGGUGCCCAGGGCACCCCAGGGAGUGCAGCAGGCAGGAGGGCAGCCGAGGUUGCCCGGGGCACCCCAGGGAGUGCAGCAGGCAGGAGGGCAGCAGGGGGUGCCCGGGGCACCCCAUGGAGUGCAGCAGGCAGGAGGGCAGCCGAGGGUACCCGGAGCACCCCAGGGAGGGCAGCAGGCAGGGGGGCAGCCGAGGGUGCCCGGGGCACCCCAGGGAGUGCAGCAGGCAGGGGGGCAGCGGGGGUGCCCGGGGCUCCCCAGAGAGUGCAGCAGGCAGGAGGGCAGCUGAGGGUGCCCGGGGCACCCCAGGGAGCGCAGCAGGCAGGAGGGCAGCCGAGGGUGCCCAGGGCACCCCAGGGAGUACAGCAGGCAGGAGGGCAGCCGAGGGUGCCCGGGGCACCCCAGGGAGUGCAGCAGGCAGGAGGGCAGCAGGGGGUGCCCGGGGCACCCCAGGGAGUGCAGCAGGCAGGAGGGCAGCCGAGGGUACCCGGAGCACCCAGGGAGUGCAGCAGGCAGGAGGGCAGCCGAGGGUGCCCGGGGCACCCCAGGGAGUGCAGCAGGCAGGGGGGCAGCUGGGGGUGCCCGGGGCACCCCAGGGAGUGCAGCAGGCAGGAGGGCAGCCGAGGGUGCCCGGGGCACCCUAGGGAACGCAGCAGGCAGGAGGGCAGCCGGGGGUGCCCGGGGCACCCCAGGGAGUGCAGCAGGCAGGGGGGCAGCCGGGGGUGCCCGGGGCACCCCAGGGAGUGCAGCAGGCAGGGGGGCAGCCGGGGGUGCUCGGGGCACCCCAGGGAGUGCAGCAGGCAGGAGGGCAGCCGAGGGUGCCUGGGGCACCCCAGGGAGUGCAGCAGGCAGGAGGGCAGCCGAGGGUGCCCGGGCACCCCAGGGUGUGCAGCAGGCAGGAGGGCAGCCGGGGGUGCCCAGGGCACCCCAGCGAGUGCAGCAGGCAGGGGGGCAACCGGGGGUGCCCGGGGCACCCCAGGGGGUGCAGCAGGCAGGGGGGCAGCCGGGGGUGCCCGGAGCACCCCAGGGAGUGCAGCAGGCAGGAGGGCAGCCGAGGGUGCCCGGGGCACCCCAGGGAGUGCAGCGGGCAGGUGGGGAGCCAGGGGUGCCCGGAGCACCCCAGGGAGUGCAGCAGGCAGGAGGGCAGCCGGGGGUGCCCGGGGCAUCCCAGGGAGUGCAGCAGGCAGGAGGGCAGCCGAGGGUGCCCGGGGCACCCCAGGGAGUGCAGCAGGCAGGAGGGCAGCUGAGGGUGCCCGGGCACCCCAGGGAGUGCAGCAGGUAGGAGGGCAACCGAGGAUGCCUGGAGCACCCCAGGGAGAGCAGCAGGCUGGGGGGCAGCCGGGGGUGACCGGAGCACCCCAGGGGGAGCAGCAGCUAGGGGGGCAGCCGGGGGUGACCCGAGCACCCCAGGGCGAGCAGCAGGCAGGGGAGCAGCCGGGGGUGACCGGAGCACCCCAGGGAGUGCAGCUGGGAGGAGGGCAGCCGAUGGUGCCUGGGGAACCCCAGGGAGUGCAGCAGGCAGGAGGGCAGCCGAGGGUGCCCAGAGCACCCCAGGGAGAGCAGCAGGCAGGGGGGCAGCCGGGGGUGACCGGGGCACCCCAGGGAGCGCAGCAGCCAGGGGGGCAGCCGAGGGUGCCCUGGGCACCCCAAGGAGCGCAGCAAGCAGGGGGGAGAUCGAUGGACGACCAGGAGCAACAGUUGGAGGAGUGGUGUCGACUUCUGGAGCUUGAUACCCCCAUGGCAACUACGGAGGAGUCAGAGGCGGACGAAGAACCUCCCAUGCCGCCUUCCCCAUGCCCCCGCUUCCCGUGCGACACGUGUUUCCACACUUUCGCUACGCGGGGGGCCGCUGCGAACCACCUGAGGGUAUGCCGAGCGGCUGAGGCGGAGAGGCGUGCACAGGCUCUCGGCUCGAUUCCGUCUCUGGUGGAGACCGACACGCAGGAGCGAUCGACGCCGCGGGAAGGGGAAUUGGGGACGCGUGGGCUGGGGUUAUGUCAUGGGAAUGGGAAACAUUUUUCAGUGUGGAGGCGGUUAGAGGGAGGACAGUUCGCCGGAUCCCACAGCGGGCCAGGCAUAGGUCAGAAGGCGCUGAUCACAGAGCGGUUGGGUGCUUUCUGGGAGGGGAGGUGGCGGGAGCUGUUCGACUUUGCCAUGGCGGCAGCGCGGCCAGCAGUUCGCCCACUUUCCUACACUCGCUCUGACCAUGACCCGGAUGCCAUUCGCCUGUCACGGUGCCGAUCUCGUCGCUGCGAGAGAAGCACCCGGCUAGCAGCAGGCGACGAGGUACCACAGUGGGUCCGCAAUUUCACCAUCGAUACCGCUCAGCGGCCUUCACUCACGACCGACAUCCUGGCCAGAGCUAUCCAUACAGCCGCUCGAGCCUCAGCAGCAGGGCCAUCAGGGUGGGUCACAGAGCAUCUGCGCGACACCUUCCUCACUGAACCUACCUGCCUCUCCCACCUGUUGGAAGUGUUCAACCAAUGGGUGGCGGGACAGGUCCCCGAGCGGGCUCGGCCGUGGCUCGCCGCAUCCAACCUAGUCGGGCUUUCCAAGCCUAACGGCGACGUCCGGCCGGUGGCUAUCGGGGAGGUGCUUCCUCGUAUCCUUGCUCGAGCUCUCUGCAUCUCGCUCCGCCCUGCGAUGGUUUCCUACUUCCUGCAGUGCAACCAGCUGGGAGCGGGCACCAAGGUCGGGGCGGAAAUUCUCACUCAUUCUUUCCGGUCAGCGCUGGCCACUCACCCCGACUGGUGUGCGCUACAGAUAGACGUCGCAAACGCCUUCAAUUCGUUUCACCGUCAUCGACCUGUACCUCCGAGCGGGCCCUUUCGUACAGAGCCUCGAGUCAGCACGGGGAUCGAGGCAAGGGGACCCGCUCGGCCUUUUCUUUUCGCGUUCACGCAGCAGCAGGUGAUGGAGCCGGUUACUAGGGAGUUCAAGGACCUACUUUUCCUCAGCUAUGCAGACGAUACCUAUAUUUUGGGGCCAGCGGCUAGGAUUCUGGAGGCUUUUGGGGUGCUGCGGGAGCGGUUGGAGUGGGUAGGGCUGGAGGUGCAGGCGCACAAGUGCCGGUUUUGGGAGCGCGAGGGCAAGGAGGUGGAGCGGGCACUGCCAUGGGGAUGCAGCAGGUGGAUGAGGAUGGCUUCACACCUCCUCGCCAUUGCAGUUUCAGCGCGGCCGAUGUACCUCGCCGGACUAUGCCCGGACCGCCCGCGUCCGGAGGUGGUUGAGGCUUUUAGGGAUUGGGACAGCUGUUUAGAGGAUUGCUUUGAGCAGCUUUUCCCACCUGGCACUUGGGAGCAGGACCCCGACCGGUCUAGGCGCGCACGCAUGCAGCUGCAUCUCCCUGUGCGUCUCGGUGGGUUCGGGAUCCGGGCGGCGGCCUCUUUGAGCCCACUGUCCUAUGUUUGCGGGUGGGCGCAGGCCGCGCGGGACAUUGCACAGUUAGGGGUGGCGGGUGAGGAGGCGAUGUUUGCUGAGUACCUCACCACUUCGAUAGGGGCAGAGUUUCUUGACCCGUGGUUUGUCAAGGCUCUCGAGCAGCUGCCAGCGACUAUCCGCCACGAGAUACCGGGCUUACCUCUGUGUGUAGCGGCCCCUCCUGUUCGGCUUUUCCAGGCGCGUCAACGGCAGUUAGCUGUAGAGGAGCUCCACCCACUGCGCCGCUUGGCUCAUCUCACAUUCACUGCGGCUGAGUGGGGCAUUGCUGCUGCUAUACGGCUCGGCCUCCCAACUCAGCAGCUGCAGGUGGCGGGGAGGUGUGUUUGUGGCACAGCGUAUGUUGACCCAGCAGACCCGCACCAUGCCCUGAGAUGCAGGCACCAGCAUGGUCCUUCUCGGGUGCAUGAUGAGGUGAAGUUUGCGGUGGCGAAGAUCUCUAAGGCGGGGGGGGGGGUGGUGACAUUGGAGGAUAGUGUGGUGCUGCAAGGGAAGCGGGUUGAUGUGGCGGUGCGACGUCCAAUGGCUGGAGAGGCUCACGCCCUAGAGAUCAGCGUCGCGGACCCGCUAUCGCUGUCUCCAUCACUGCUGGGACAGUCCGGGCGUCAAAUAGGUGUGGCGGCAAGGGAAUGGGAGCGUCGCAAAACGAGUGAUUACGCGCCUCUGCUUGCACGCAACCGGGGCGUGCAGUUCACCCCUUUGAUAGUUGAGACGUGGGGGUGUCUCGGCGGCCGUUUUCAGCGGUGGCUUCGUCAGCAGGGGGAUGCGCACGUGGGGCUAGCUGUGUGUCGGGGGGCUUGUCGAGAGGACGACUCUGUGUUUUCGGCUUAUCUUUUAGGGUCACUGAAGGCGCUCAUCGGGGUGGCGUCACAACGUGCGCAAGCCCGUGUCAUCCUGCUUCGAGCGGCGUCUUCCAUGGGGGGGAUUAACGUAGAUUUGGCGGAUCGGGGAGAGGGACGAUGUCGAUGUGGAAGGCGGGGCUCUCUGGGUGGAGGCCCCGUACAUGGUCGAUACGUUGAUGUGAUUGAGGGGGGGGGGGGGGGGAUGGGAUGUCUUGAUGGGGUGUCUUGA